Symbiodinium sp. CCMP2456 is the source of this 156-nucleotide messenger RNA. Lineage: Eukaryota; Dinophyceae; Suessiales; Symbiodiniaceae. The record is from the annotation of a GenBank genome assembly.
AUGCGAUCCCCAUCAUUAUGGGAGCAAACAUCGGUACGAGCGUCACCAACACCAUUGUGUCCAUGGCACAUGCUGGCGAGCGUCUGGAGCUCGAGCGUGCUUUCUCCGGUGCGACAGUGCAUGACAUGUUCAACAUGUUCCUACGAAGCACAGUGA